Molecule: messenger RNA, 820 nt
Organism: Mycotypha africana
Lineage: Eukaryota; Fungi; Mucoromycota; Mucoromycetes; Mucorales; Mycotyphaceae
Product: MIR motif-containing protein
Exons: 6
Coding region: 110-742 (210 amino acids)
Source: RefSeq, a predicted model, not a curated record
CAUCCAAAUGUACAUAAUCAUUUUCAAGCGUGUAAAAAAUGUAAAUAGUCCAUCUUUCGUCUCCCUUAUAGAACAAUAAACUUUGCUCUUGUAUUUCAACCAUUUUAUUAUGAAUCUGUACUUGUUAUUUGCGGGACUUUUAUAUAUAUCUUCUUUACGAGCAACUGAGCUUCCCGACAUAGAAGAUGGUUUUGAAGAAGUAACGUGUGGAAGCGUCAUAAAGCUUGCCAACAAAAUGACUGAGCAUAAAUUGCAUUCGCAUAGUGUGACAUAUGGUACUGGAUCUAUGCAGCAAUCAGUAACAGGAUUUGCAGCCUCUGACGACGCUAACAGCUAUUGGACAGUGGAAGCAGGAUCUGAUAAAGUAUGCACAAGAGGUAUACCUUGUGGUUCGAUUAUACGCUUAAAACACGUCAACACUCAAUGUUAUUUACACAGCCAUUUUGAGUCAUCACCUUUAUCACAUCAACAGGAAGUAAGUUGUUAUGACGGACAAGACUCAGGUGACAACUGGAAACUGGACUGUAGAGUAGACAGUAGCAAUAACAAGAAUGUUUGGUUAAGAGAAAGACCUGUCCAAUUCAUUCAUGAGGACACCAAGACUUUUUUGAGUAGUUCAUCAAAUUAUAGAUUUGGUCAACCCAUUCCUGGGCAGUUGGAAGUUGCAGCAUCACGAACCGCAUCAAAGAAUACACAAUGGUUGGCACAGGAAGGAAUUUAUUUUGCAGUGAAAAGGAUCUAAAUAAGUGAACAAAAGACCGGAAAAGAAUAGCUUGAGUAUCACCUAAUGGGCCCGCAGUAUAAUUUGUCACUUUAUCAG